This is a messenger RNA of Pseudoliparis swirei, 1984 nucleotides long. RefSeq names its product calcium/calmodulin-dependent protein kinase IGa (gene camk1ga). Gene Ontology annotation, cellular component: intracellular anatomical structure. Bases 60 to 1376 code for a protein of 438 amino acids. Lineage: Eukaryota; Metazoa; Chordata; Actinopteri; Perciformes; Liparidae. Gene Ontology annotation, biological process: peptidyl-serine phosphorylation. The transcript is spliced from 13 exons. Gene Ontology annotation, molecular function: ATP binding; calmodulin binding; calcium/calmodulin-dependent protein kinase activity. The record is from RefSeq and is a predicted model, not a curated record.
CCUCAACGGUACAAGCCCAGCACAGCUUCUCAGGAGUCUACGGCAACGUCAGAGCCAAGAUGGGGCGGAAGGAGAUCAUCUGCAGCUGGAAGAAAAGCACAAGUAAUAUUAAGGACGUGUUUGAAUUCAAGGGGAAAGUGGGAUCGGGGACUUUUUCAGAGGUGUUUAUGGUGAGAGAGAAGACAACAGGAAAACUCUAUGCCCUAAAGUGUCUGAAGAAAAAACACCUCGCUCAUAGCAACCUCGAAAAUGAAAUCAAUGUACUGAGAAGGAUACAGCAUGAGAACGUGGUGGGACUGGAGGAUUUCUAUGAGAGUCGAACGCACUAUUACCUGGUCUUGCAACUAGUGUCAGGUGGGGAGCUGUUUGAUCGCAUUGUAGACAAGGGGGCCUACACUGAGAAGGACGCCAGCACAGUGAUCAAACAGGUGCUGGAGGCUGUCAGCUACCUGCACCAAAACAGCAUUGUGCACAGGGACCUUAAGCCCGAGAACCUGCUGUACUAUAAUACAGAGGAGAAUGCAAAGAUCAUGGUCAGUGACUUUGGUCUGUCGAAGACGAUAGAGCACGGUGUGAUGUCCACAGCCUGCGGUACACCAGGAUAUGUUGCCCCUGAGGUUUUGGCCCAGAAGCCCUACAACAAAGCAGUGGACUGCUGGUCCAUUGGAGUUAUCACUUACAUCCUGCUUUGCGGCUACCCUCCAUUCUUUGAAGAUAACGAGACUCGACUGUUCUCAAAGAUCAUGAGAGCUGAGUAUGCCUUCCAUUCACCUUUCUGGGACAACAUCUCUGAUUCAGCCAAAGACUUCAUCAGGAAUAUGAUGGAGAAAAACCCCACAAAACGCUUCCUCACUGAGCAGGCACUCAGACACCCAUGGAUUGCUGAAAACACGGCUAAAGACGUGGACAUUUUUCAAUCUGUCUGUGAACAGAUGGAGAGAAACUUUGCUAAAUCCAAAUGGAAGCAAGUCUUCAACAUAGCCUCAGUAAUCCACCACAUGAAGAAACUGCAGUCGUCCCUCACUGAGCCGACCGCCUCACACCUCACGCCCAACAUCGUAGUACAGGACUCCCAGAAUGACCAGAAGGCACUGGGAACCUGCCACGAUGAGGCUGAUGCCCUCGACACAGACGGGAAUCCGGUUCAUGCAGCCAGUCGUCUAUCCUGCAGUAGCCCUGAGUCGGGCAGAGGUCCAUGUCCACCACUGAGAGCCCGUCACAGUGAGCCUGGCAACGCCCUCACCGUAGAAGGAUCAAGAGAGGUCACUAAAUUCCCUUCAGAGAUCGACGCUCCUUUCAGGCCAUCUAAGAGCAUGGAUGCUGUGUCCCAGAGGAAGGACCAGUCGCUUCAGUCUGGAGUGUGUUCUGUCAUGUGAUUGGCUGGCCAACCCGUGAUGAAUCUAAUGCAGUUUCUUUUUCGUCUCUUGAGUUGACGACACUCAGUGGCAUCCCUCUGGAUAUGAAGCCGUUGACACGUCUGCUGCUCAGCUCUUUCAUGUCAGCUGUGGUUCUCUGCUGUGGUUCCAUCGGCAGACACACACAGUAUACCUGCACUAUAAAAACACUUUAACUGGGAAUGACUGCAUAUCUAUAUUUAACACCACAAUAAAAAGGAAUUAAUUGAUUAUAAUUCAGACAAACUGUGUCACGGUGACAUUCAUUCUCAUCUAUAUUGUCCACAGUUUUUUAUUGUUUCCAUCGUAUUUGAUUGACAUGGUUGUACCUUGAACUCCGAUGGCUUCUAUUUUUUUAAUAAAACUGAUUAGCUGAGAAUUUAUUUUCACCAUUGCAAACUAUAACUAAAUCAGAGAAUGUACCUUUAACUUUAGUGUGUUGACUGUUCAACCUGACUGAAGAAUUUUGGACUUGUCUUAUUAUAUGCCCAUUUAUGAUGGAUUCAUUGAUGGAUUAUAUAUCCAAUUUCCACUUUACACCAAUAUGAAGGAUGUUUGUUUUUAUUCCUGAAAUUAAACUUCAUACUGGA